Messenger RNA from Ictalurus furcatus (blue catfish), 3442 nucleotides. Its product is annotated as interferon-induced GTP-binding protein Mx3-like. The record is from RefSeq and is a predicted model, not a curated record. Bases 1090 to 3003 code for a protein of 637 amino acids. The transcript is spliced from 14 exons. Gene Ontology annotation, molecular function: microtubule binding; GTPase activity; GTP binding. Gene Ontology annotation, biological process: defense response to virus. Gene Ontology annotation, cellular component: membrane; microtubule; nucleus. Lineage: Eukaryota; Metazoa; Chordata; Actinopteri; Siluriformes; Ictaluridae.
UGCGGCCCGACCUAGACCGGGUUCGUAACACAAGGUACUCAUUGAUAGAGUACAUCUCUAUGAAAAAGGACAUACAAAAGCAUUGAUGGCCAAUUAUUAGAAUGUGGAUUUGCAAAAUCAGAAUUGGAGAUUGACACUCAGGGGAAUAUACUACUUCCAUCCUGGUGCAAACCUUGUACACCCUACAGGCCCAACCAAAGUUUUAGAAAUGAAGAAAGAAAAGAAGAAAGGGCAGGAAGAAUAAAGAAUCAUUGGGAAGUGCUGAUCACUGACAACUACCACAUGAUCUCUGAGGGCCCAACAGAUUGCAUGAUGGCCGAUAGACUUUGUGAGUGCCAUAGAGAAACAGAUAAGAAAAGUCAUAAGAAUACAAAAAACUUUAAGAAUUCAAAUCUAUGUAGAAGAUAUCGCUGUUAAACCACUUCUUGAAAAACCACUUCCUGACCCACAUGAACAUGGCCUAAGCCAAGCUCUAGCAUACAUGUCAACUGAAUGAAUACAAAGUGUUAAAAUAACAAAGAUGCUGUAUUGCUUUGCUUACAUGUAGGAUAUGAACGGUGCAAAGUGCUGAAAAGCCUUGCUUUCUUAUAAGCUAUAGCUGACAUACGACUGAUUAAUGUUCACUUAGGCAUUAUGAAGCUACAGGCGGACUCAACAGGAUAUUGUGGGUUAGCCCAACAUCCUGUGUGAUUGAAAAACACACACACAUAUGCUCAAUAAAUGCUUUGCAGGUGCAUUCUUUUUUUGUACAGUUCAUAACCUGUCAAUGUUUAACUUGUUGCCAAGGAUACCAAUGAUUCUGACAUUAAGGAUCCGAUGUGUCUGGGCGAUACUAAAUAUACUGCAUGUGAAACUGUUUGUUCUUUGUCAGGACUUUCGUGAUGAAGACUUACACCAUAGUUAUUGUCAAUUACUCUAUUGACAAUUGUUAUUCUGCUUGAAACUAUUCUGAAAUAAACUAAAUCCACUUUGGAGAUUUGUAAACUUUAGAAGUGACUGGUGAGAGUAAGCCUGAGGUUUAAGGCCACUCCUGCCCCAGAGGCUCAGACCUCGACCUGACGUUAAAAGAAAGCAACAACAGCUGUGCAUAUGGAAUUUGUUUCCUGGAUAUUGGAGAGGGUACAAGGAAGCUAUGAAGACAAUGCUGAUGCUGGGGAAAAGAGUAAGCCAAUGGAAGGGGGUGUCCAUAGCCAUUUAGAGGAGAGGGUCCGUCCUUAUAUUGAUCUGAUUGACUCUUUGAGACUGAUUGGAAUUGAAGAUUUAGCUUUGCCAACUAUAGCUGUAAUUGGAGAUCAGAGUUCUGGAAAAAGCUCUGUGUUGGAAGCACUAUCUGGAGUGGCAUUGCCCAGAGGAAGUGGUAUUGUGACAAGAUGUCCACUGGAGUUAAAGCUGAGGAAGAUUAAAUGUGGUGUUCAAUGGCAAGCUGUAAUAUCUUACAACAAACAAAUCAUUGAGUUUGAUGACCCAUCACUGGUUGAGGGCUAUGUUAAAGCAGCUCAGAACGUGCUGGCUGGAGAAGGUGUUGGGAUUUGUGAUGAACUCAUCACUCUGGAGAUCAUGGCUCCUGAUGUGUGUGACCUCACACUGAUCGAUCUCCCUGGGAUUACACGAGUUCCUGUAAAAGGUCAACCGGAGGACAUCGGACAUCAGAUCAAAAAUCUCAUAUGGAAAUAUAUAGGGAAGGACCAAACUAUAAAUUUGGUCGUGGUCCCAUGUAAUGUUGACAUAGCAACAACAGAAGCUCUGAAAAUGGCACAGGAAGUGGAUCCUGAAGGAAAAAGGACAUUGGCUAUUCUCACAAAGCCAGACCUUGUAGACAGAGGAACAGAGAAAAACGUCUUGAAAAUAGUCCGAAAUCAGGUCAUUUCCUUAAGCAAAGGGUAUCUCAUCGUUAAGUGCCGUGGCCAACAGCAAAUUGAUGAUAAAAUCUCUCUGUCUGAGGCCACUCGAGUAGAGAAGGAAUUCUUCAGACGUCAUGAAUUCUUCAGUUGCCUGUUGAAUGAAGAGAAAGCAACUAUUCAGUGUCUUGCGAAAAAACUGACUCAAGACCUGGUUGAUCACAUCAAAAAAUCGUUACCUCUGAUCUCAGAGGAUAUCAAGAAGCAGCUGUGGAGCUUGAGAAAAGAGCUAGGUCAGUGUGAAGCUGGUCCACCACUGGACCCACAGAAGAGGAAGAUCUUUUUUAUUGAUACCUUGACAAAAUUUAAUGAUAAGAUCAACCGCUUGGCAUCUGGGGAAGUGGUCAACAAUGACAACUUGUUUGCAAUGCUUCGGUCUGAAUUCAAAAAGUGGAAAGAUCAUCUUGACAACACAAAGGCAUCAUUCCACAAAACGGUACAGGAAGUGGUGAGUGAAUAUGACCUGAAGCACAGAGGACGUGAGCUUCCUGGUUUCAGUGACUACAAGGUGUUUCAGAUGGUGGGGCAGAAGCUUGUGAUCCAUCUAAGAGGACCAGCUAUUCAGACACUCAGGGUCAUCAGAGAAACCAUUCAGAAAGAGUUUUCAGAUGUGUCCAAAACCUGCUUCCUCAACUACCCUUUCCUCCAGUGUGUUGCUACGAACAAGAUCGACAACAUUCAGUCAAAGCAGGAAGCCAAGGUGGAGCAGAGGAUCAUGGAGCAGUUUGAGAUGGAGCAACUGGUCUACACUCAAGAUGGCAUCUACUUCAAGACCUUGAAUGAGAUUAAGCCUGCUAAGGGAAAAAAUGCUUCAGAAGACAACUUUGCUGGGUUUGACAACAGAAACAAAUAUCCUGAAAUGCUGCAGGCUUAUUAUGAGAUUGUGGUGCAGCGCUUGGCUGACCAGGUGCCCAUGCUGAUCCGAUACUUCAUGCUGAAGGAAUCCGCUCAGCUGCUGUGCAGUGAGAUACUGGGUUUAGUGGAUGGUACCAACGUGGCCGAUGCCUUGCAUGAAGAGUCAGAUGUCAGCAGACGCCGCAUUGACAUGCAGAACCACAUGGACCGUCUUACCCUUGCUCAAGACAAACUCAGAAACUUUGUUUGAAGCCAGGGGGCCACUGUAUAGCAGGGUUUCACAUCCUUUCUAGUUUAGCACCUGAAUCAACCUAUCAGCUAAUUACAUUUGUCUGAAUGUGGUGUGUUAAAAGAGGGAAAAUGCUAAUCUCUGUAGGUUUGUGGCCCAUGUCACAUGUCCCACUGAUCGCAUGUUCUGUGUUACUCCUAAUAAGCAACCCUAUUUACAUUCUGGUUUCUGUGUGUUCCAUUGUCAAGCUUUUGUUGUUGUGUAUGCCACAGUUUUCCUUGUAGUGUGAUGUUUUUAGCUUGUUUCCACUGUUCAAGUUAAUACUUUUGUUUAGAUUUUUGUCAUAGUCUUGGCUGGUUAGGUUGUACUUUUCACAAUAAAUAAGCUACAUUUGCAUCCACCUUCCCCUCCCAAUCAUGACAAACACCCUCAUAUUAAAGUUGAAAGUCUGCACUUUAAA